Aspergillus calidoustus is the source of this 1368-nucleotide messenger RNA. The record is from the annotation of a GenBank genome assembly. NCBI's taxonomy places the organism in Eukaryota, Fungi, Ascomycota, Eurotiomycetes, Eurotiales, Aspergillaceae.
UAACACGACAAGACAAGCCUGCGGAGUUCGGACCUUCCCCUCACUCCCUACAAGGAUCAGCAGUAGCGUAGCUCACGCUAGCAGUGUCUGUCAGCCAUGAAACAACCCCUGUAUGUUUCUAAUUUUGAUACUCGCGCUUCAUGGUCGCUUGGACUCCGUCAGCGGAACACAGGCUAUAUCUUUACCUUCUCCCACCCCGUUCUGGCUGGUCGAUCAAACAGCUUGGCUUGAACUGACAUCUCUGGGCAUUCCUCAUAAUUGUUCUGCAAGACUCUUAUUUACUCCUAUUAAUACUUGCCAUCCUCCCGCACCUUACUAUACAUAAUGUCUUUCACCCGCUUCCGCAAACCCACUACAUCCUCAUCAUCAUCCACCACAAAACCCCUCCAAGAACGCCAGGGAAAUAUCACAUCCCUGACCCCUACGCAACCUCGUCCUUACAAAUCCUCACACCUCAUUAAUGACGAGGAAGCCAUCCCCCUUACGGACCUCAUCCCCACGCGCCAAAAGUCCUUCACCAUGAAGACUCUCAACCCGCGUCGUCUCUCACUGCGCCUGAAGAACCGUCCUCAACCCCACAGCGCUCCAUCCUCCUCCUCUACUUCUCCCUCCUACACAUCCACCGAGCACAAACAAAGACACAUCGAGCCAACCGCGCCGGGAAGCAUCGGCGGUCGCACGGAGUUCGUCUACAAGCCCGUCCGCCGGACAGAUUACUCAAUAGUCGUCGCGGAGACACAACAAGCACAUAGCCAGAGCUACAGUCAGAGUCAACGACCCGUUUCACGGUAUCAAUAUAACUACAUCCCGACCGGACGAAGCCGAGGCCCUGCUAUGGGUGAUCACCCGGCCCCGCAGUCCCGCUCCCGCUCCCGAGCUAGGGCUCGCUACGACGAGGAGAGUGAGCGAUGCACUCGCGACCUAUACGAUGACCUCGACGAGCAACCCGUCUACUCGCGGGACGCCGAGCGAGCUCGAGCUCUAGCGUCGUUGCAGGCGCGACCGGGGAGGGAGCUUGCUACUGCUACUCUUGGUGCGGAGACGUAUACAUCUGCUGCGGAGAAGCGGCGCAGUCGGGCGGCGAAGCGGUUGACGACUGUAAUGGUUCCUGAUGCUGACGCGAUCUAUGAUUGGUGAUGAUGAUGAUGAUGAUGAUGAUGAUGAUAAAUAAAGCCUUUUAAUGUUUAUGUUUGGCUGGGUCGGUUGAGCAUUUUUGGCAUGGAUACAUGGAGUAUAGCGGGCGUUUCGUGGGGUACAUUUGCUCUUUUCACAUUUAGUGCAGAGAAAUCGAAGAUCAUGAAAACAUCCGAUAUCCAUGAAAUGCCGUUGAUUAUUUAAUCCUCUAAGCCGCCUAAUGCUCGUUGAAGA